Messenger RNA from Pedinophyceae sp. YPF-701, 1029 nucleotides. Lineage: Eukaryota; Viridiplantae; Chlorophyta; Pedinophyceae. The record is from the annotation of a GenBank genome assembly.
AUGGGCGAGGGGGGCGGCCGGGAGAAGUGCCGGGCGAGGGCGUGGCUGGAGUGGUUUUUCGCCGCAGAUGCUUACGCAGUGGACCUACAGCCUCCGUCGCCGCUGUCGACCUGCGUGACCGUCCUCGUGUGGAUCGGCUGCGCCGUUUACAUCGUGUUCCUCGCACUGAAGCUCUCGCGCACCCCAGAGACGAAGGACGUGGCCGUGGAAUGGAGCAAGAACGCGGGCCCGUACCCGAUGCGCCUCGCGUGCCGCGCGGAGGGAGGCUGCUACCUCAGCAACUUCGUCAGUGACGCCUUUUCCUUCGGGCAGGCGUCGCGCGUCCCCGCGGACCAGCGCGACGGCUGCGUCUUCCUCGAGAAGGGCUCGUACUUCGACGCCUUCGUCGCGUACAGCUCCGUGCCGUCCGAGGGCCUCAGCGUCGUGUGGCGCGCGGGCGACACGCCCGCGAGCGGGGCGCUGGUCGGCGCCGGCGUGACGGUCGAGUCCGAGACGCCGGACUGCGACCACGGAGGCAGGGACUGCCGGAUGCUCUUCGAGACGCCCGUGCGCGCCGGGACGGAGCUCGGCCACCUUGUAGAGACCACAAACAACACCGCGUCCGGCGCAGCGGCGUUCCGCCGCGAAUGGUUCACCUUCCAGGCGAGCGACACGGCGGCGGUGGACGCGCGCGCAACGACGUGCACGCAGCCCGACGGGUCGCCGUUCGGCGCGGGGUGGGAGCAGGCGCGGAUACGGAUGCUAGCGCAAUACCACAAACUGGAGAUUAACAGGCGCGUGCCGUGGAUGGAGGGCCUCGGGGAGAUAGGGGGCGCGUACGAGCUGUUUUUGCAGGCGGGGCUGGUGAUUCUGCUGACGCGGGCGGCGUGGGAGGGGUGUGCGGGGCUGCUGCGGCGGAACGCGUGCUUGGUGGACGAGGGGGCGGGGGAGUUGAAGGGCGUCGGAACGGAUACAACCGACUCGGGGAUGUCGUUGGGGGUGGACGUGGGCGCGAACGGGGCCGGAAACGGCAAACUUGGCGCUGUGUAG